AUGGAUGUCUCUCAGGCCGUCUCGGGCUACUUGUCCAAGAUGAUGCUGGCCUCGGGCGACUCGUCAUCUUCGAAAAUGAAGGUCUUAUUGCUGGACAAAGAGACCAUUUCCAUCGUCUCAACGGCCAUCACCCAGUCCGCGUUGCUGGACUAUGAGAUCUACCUCAUCGAUCGCCUGGAUAAUGCUGCACGUGAGAAGAUGCGCCAUCUUCGGUGUAUCUGUCUGGUGCGCCCUUCAUCGGAGACUAUUCAGCUGCUCAUAGACGAGCUCCGGGAUCCAAAGUAUGGAGAGUAUUAUUUAUUCUUCACCAACGUAGCGAAGAAGUCUGCGCUCGAGCGGCUUGCCGAGGCGGACGAUCACGAAGUCAUUAAAGUCGUGCAGGAGCAUUUUGCUGAUUACAUCGUCAUCAACCCGGAUCUGUUCAGCUUCAACAUGGCUCUCCCGCAGCAAAGGAUAUGGGCCGGUAGCCCCGAUAAAUGGAAUCCUGAUUCGCUACAACGCUGCUCCGAAGGUCUUAUUGCUGUUCUUCUUUCCCUCAAGAAGAAGCCGUUGAUCCGUUACGAAAAGAGCAGCUCUCUUGCUACAAAAUUAGCUUCCGAAGUGCGCUACUUGAUGACAAAAGAAGAUCAACUAUUUGACUUCCGCAAAGUUGAUACACCUCCGCUGCUGCUCAUUCUGGAUCGCAGAGAGGAUCCGAUCACGCCCCUCCUUACCCAGUGGACCUACCAAGCCAUGGUUCAUGGUCUUCUUGGCAUCAAAAAUGGCCGAGUCGACCUCAGUGAUGUCCCAGACAUUCGACCUGAACUGAAGGAGAUUGUUCUCUCUCAAGAUCAGGAUCCCUUUUUUAAGAAGAACAUGUUUCUAAACUUUGGUGACUUGGGCGGAACCAUCAAAGAAUACGUCGAGCAGUACCAGUCGAAAACAAAGAAUAAUGCAAAUAUUGAAUCGAUAUCCGACAUGAAGCGGUUUAUCGAGGAGUAUCCAGAGUUUCGGAAGCUCUCAGGCAACGUCAGCAAGCACGUUACUCUCGUCUCUGAGCUCAGUCGGAGAGUUGCUGCGGAGAGCCUGCUGGAAGUUAGUGAGCUCGAGCAGAGCUUGGCUUGCAACGACAACCACGCCUCUGAUCUAAAGGCCAUACAAAAAGUCAUUCAGAACCCCAAUGUACCAGCGGGAAGCAAAGUCGGAGUAGUCGCUCUAUACGCCCUGCGUUAUCAGAAGCAUCCCUCAAGCGCUCUUCCUAUGCUCAUGGAUCUCCUUGUUGCGGCUGGCAACGUAUCCCCAAGACAGUCAGAUCUAGUCAAAAAGGUCUUGGCCUAUCACUCUUCACUACAUACGUCAGACGCUCGGGGCGGUAUCUCAGACAUAUUUGACUCGGCUGGUAUAUUUUCCGGCACGGCAAAUCGCUUCAAAGGCCUCAAGGGCGUGGAAAACGUUUACACACAACACAGCUCGCUGUUGGAGGGCACUCUGCAGAAUCUCAUCAAGGGUCGAUUAAAAGAUCAGCAGUAUCCGUUUGUUGAAGACAGCGUCCCUACUAGAGAUAAGCCGCAAGACAUUAUUGUUUUCAUGGUGGGAGGCGUUACGUAUGAAGAGGCCAAAAUGAUUGCUGGAGUGAACGCUACGAUGCCUGGUGUGCGUGUGGUUCUUGGCGGUACAACAGUUCAUAACACGACGACGUUUUUGGAAGAGGUUGAGGAUGCGGUGUCCUCUUGGCACCGUCGGUUUGCCACAGUCACAGACAACCACAGAGCCUUCGAUGUUGUUGUUAUAGGAGGUGGCCAUGCCGGCGCCGAGGCUUGUGCUGCUGCUGCGAGAGCCGGUGCGCGGACGGCCCUGGUUACGCCCAAGCUCGAUAAUCUGGGAACAUGCUCCUGCAACCCGAGCUUUGGAGGAAUUGGCAAGGGAACGAUUAUUCGAGAGAUUGAUGCUCUUGACGGCUUGGCGGGAAGGAUUAUAGACAAGGCUGGUGUUCAGUUCCAUUUGCUGAACCGCAGAAAAGGCCCGGCCGUGUGGGGCCCCCGAGCGCAGAUUGACCGAGAUUUAUACAAAAAGUACAUGAGAAGCGAGCUCGAAUCAUAUCCAAACUUGUCGAUUGUCCUCGAAAGCGUGUCGGAUAUCGUCUUGUCAGAGAACGAAGGGUCCACUGAGGGAUCGAAAGGCGCCAUUGCUGGUGUGCGGUUGGAAAAUGGUGAAAUCUUACAAACCGGCAGAGUAGUCAUCACUACAGGAACAUUUCUGGGAGGCGAAAUACACAUUGGACUGGAGGCAUAUCCGGCAGGCCGCAUUGGAGAGGCGGCGACAACGGGCUUGAGCAAAUCGCUGCGGGACGCUGGCUUUCAGCUGGGGCGGCUGAAGACGGGGACUCCUCCGCGACUUGAUAAGUCGUCCAUCAACUUUGAUAUACUUCAGCGACAAUUUGGCGACGAUCCUCCAGCUCCAUUCAGUUACUUGAAUACAGAGGUGGCUGUUCGAGACCAACUCACCUGCAGCAUCACAUUCACAAACGACGCUUCACACAAGAUUGUUCAAGACAACCUGGACAAAUCCAUUCACAUUCGUGAAACCGUCAAGGGCCCGAGAUAUUGCCCUUCGUUGGAGUCAAAAGUCAUUCGAUUUGCAGACAAGGAACGUCACAUUGUAUGGCUUGAGCCAGAAGGCUUCGACAACCCAAUAAUAUACCCCAAUGGACUAUCCAUGACAAUACCCGCUGACGCGCAAGAGCAAGUCCUGCGCUCAAUACGGGGCUUGGAGGAAGUCAAGAUGCUGCAGCCUGGCUACGGAGUAGAAUACGACUAUGUUGAUCCUCGAGGCCUAAAGUCUACCCUUGAAACAAAGGCGAUUGACGGACUCUAUCUAGCAGGGCAGAUUAACGGCACUACAGGCUACGAGGAAGCUGCCGGCCAGGGAAUUAUCGCCGGUAUGAAUGCCGGGCGAUCUGCUCUGGGCUUACCCGGCGCCUCACUAUCCAGAUCUGAUGGCUACAUCGGAAUCAUGAUUGACGAUUUAAUCACCAAAGGCGUUACUGAGCCCUACCGCAUGUUCACAUCCAGGAGCGAGUUUCGGAUGGCGGCUAGAGCGGAUAAUGCUGACCUUCGACUGACGCAAAAGGGACGCGAGUGGGGCGUCGUCUCUGACCACAGAUGGAGCGUCUUCUCAGACGAGAAGCAGCAGAUUCUCGAUCUCACCAAAUCGCUGGGUGCUGUGUCUCUGGCGCCAGAUGAAUGGAACCAAGCAGGAUUCCAGGUGAAGAGGAGCUCUCAGCGGCGCACCGGUAUCGACAUGCUGAGGCUCUCCAACACUGGGGAGCGGAUCCAGCUGGAUCAGCUUAGCGCAGUCGUGCCCGAGAUCCUCAACUACCCGGCGCGCAUUCGAGAGAGAGUUGUCAUCGAAGCAGCUUAUGCCCCUUAUAUCAAAAUGCAGGCAGCGGAGCGCGGGCAAUUCAUAAACGACGAAAACAUCCGGCUGCCGCUGGACCUGGACUACGAUGGCAUCCCGGGCCUGGCCCUGUCGGAAAAGGAAGUUCUGAGGCGGACGCGGCCCGAGACUCUCGCGCAGGCUCGUCGUGCAGAGGGUGUAACCCCUUCUGGAUGCAUUCGAUUGCUUGCUUACAUUCGACGCCAAGGCAUAUUUGCCGAUAUCGGGUCUCACCCCACCAAGAUUUUCGAGGCUGGCUGGAGUGACGAGAAAAUUGAAAACCCCAGCAACGCCAUUGCUUCCCAUCUCUGCGGCGGCUUUGCAGAGCCAAUUCGGAUUUCGACCUCACCCAAUUCCAACACAGGCUCUGGAGGCGAAGCGGCGCCUCGAGCAAUCCCAAACAUGGCGGACGCAAAAGCCCCGCACACGAUUUCCAUCCUGGGCGAGCCCAACAUCGUCGUCGACCAUGCGCUGUGGCCCAACUACAUCGUCCAGGACCUGACGCAGAACCUGGCCUCGUCGACGUAUGUGCUCAUCACCGACACGAACCUCUUCGACACCUACGUCCCGGCGUUCCAGCAGCGAUUCGAGUCCGCAAAGGCCAACCAGAAUGCGCGGCUGCUCACCUACAAGAUCCCGCCCGGCGAGGCGUCCAAGAGCCGCGAGACAAAGGCCGAGAUCGAGGACUGGCUGCUGUCGCAGCAGUGCACGCGCGACACGGUCAUCAUUGCCGUGGGCGGCGGCGUCAUUGGCGACAUGAUUGGCUACGUGGCGGCCACGUUUAUGCGCGGCGUGCGCUUCGUCCAGGUGCCGACGACGCUGCUGGCCAUGGUGGACUCGUCGAUUGGGGGCAAGACUGCGAUUGACACGCCGAUGGGGAAGAACCUCGUGGGUGCGUUCUGGCAGCCGCGGAGGAUCUUCAUUGAUCUUGCGUUUCUGGAGACGCUGCCCGUGCGCGAGUUUAUCAAUGGCAUGGCCGAGGUUAUCAAGACUGCGGCGAUUUGGAACGAGAAGGAGUUUACUGUUCUGGAGGAGGCGGCGCCGACGAUUCUGUCGAGUGUGCGCUCCAAGGGCCAAGGCCGUCUGCAGCCCAUCAAGGAUGUGCUGAGACGCAUCGUCAUUGGCUCGGCUGGAGUCAAGGCGGAGGUUGUUUCUUCGGAUGAGCGAGAGGGCGGCCUUCGCAACUUGCUGAACUUUGGCCACUCCAUUGGCCACGCUAUUGAGGCGCUGCUUACUCCCCAGCUGCUGCAUGGAGAGGCUGUGGCUAUUGGCAUGGUCAAGGAGGCAGAGCUGGCUCGAUUCCUGGGCGUGCUGCGACCCGAAGCUGUUGCUAGACUCGAAAAAUGCAUUGCUUCCUAUGGACUGCCCACAUCUGUCAAGGACAAGCGAGUCGUCAACUUGACUGCUGGCAAGAAGUGCCCUGUGGACGUGCUGCUCAAGAAAAUGGGUGUGGAUAAGAAGAAUGACGGCGCGCAAAAGAAGAUUGUGCUGCUGUCAGCCAUUGGCAAGACCCAUGAGGCAAAGGCCAGCUCUGUGGAGGACCGUGAUAUCAGAAUCGUCCUUUCAGACUCUAUCGAGGUGACGCCCGGCAUUCCUGGUGACCUCAAGCUCACCGUGACGCCCCCCGGAUCCAAGAGUAUUUCCAACCGAGCUCUGAUUCUCGCUGCUCUCGGUACUGGUUCUUGCCGAGUCAGGAACCUGCUCCACUCAGACGACACCGAGUUUAUGCUUUCUGCCAUUUCCACCCUCGGCGGCACGUCUUACUCGUGGGAGGAGGGCGGCCAGCUCUUGGUUGUCGAAGGCAACGGCGGCCAACUGAAGGCUUCCGAUGAGCCUUUGUACAUUGGUAACGCGGGAACUGCAUCGCGUUUCUUGACUACAGUUGCGGCUCUGUGUGCUCCUACUAGCACUGCUACGACUACUGUGCUGACCGGCAACGCGCGAAUGAAGACACGACCCAUUGGCCCCCUUGUGGACGCUCUACGCAGCAACGGUGUUGCUAUCGACUACCUUGAGCGAGAGAAGAGUCUUCCCCUGCGAAUCAAUGCCUCGGCUGGCCUUGAGGGAGGAGAUAUUGAGCUUGCAGCCACUGUUUCCUCUCAAUAUGUGUCUUCCAUUCUCAUGGCUGCUCCUUAUGCCAAGAAGGCCGUUACUCUGCGCCUGGUCGGAGGCAAGCCCAUUUCCCAGCCAUACAUUGACAUGACCAUUUCCAUGAUGAAGUCCUUUGGCAUUGAAGUCACUCCCUCUGCGGAUGAGGCGGACACCUACCACAUUCCCCAGGGCGUCUACAAGAACCCCGCCGAGUACAUUGUUGAGAGCGACGCCAGCUCUGCUACUUACCCACUCGCUGUGGCCGCCAUUUCUGGUACUACUUGCACCAUUCCCAACAUUGGAUCCAAAUCUCUCCAGGGAGACGCCCAGUUCGCUGUCAAGAUCCUCAAGCCGAUGGGAUGCGAAGUUCACCAGGACGACUACUCUACUACCGUUACGGGUCCCAAGGGUGGAGCCCUCAAGGCGCUGCCGAGUGUCGACAUGACGACCAUGACGGAUGCUUUCCUUACGGCUACUGUCUUGGCGGCGGUGGCUACCGGAACGACUGAGAUUGUUGGAAUUGCCAACCAGCGAGUUAAGGAGUGCAACCGUAUUUUGGCCAUGAAAGAUCAGCUGGCUAAAUUCGGAGUGCUCUGCAACGAGCUAGAAGACGGUAUCCAGAUUAUUGGUAAAUCUAGGGAUAGCCUGGUUACACCUACCGAGAGCAUUCACUGCUACGACGACCACCGAGUUGCCAUGAGCUUCAGUGUCUUGUCUCUUGCGGCUCCCGGCCCUGUCUUGGUCACUGAGCGAGAGUGUGUUGGCAAGACCUGGCCUGGCUGGUGGGAUGUCUUGGCUCAGUCGUUCAAGGCGACGCUGGCGGGUGUUGAUACCGAAAGCAGUCGCGAGACCAAGCCCAAGACUUCUGCUAAUAUUCAGCGAUCCAUUUUCGUUGUUGGCAUGAGGGGAGCCGGAAAGACUACUGCUGGCAAGUGGGUUGCAAAGACUCUCGGCUGGAAGUUUAUCGAUCUGGACCACGAGCUGGAACGACGAAGUGGCACGACCAUUCCGGAGAUUGUUCAGGGCCCUCGAGGCUGGGAGGGAUUCCGUGAGGAUGAACUGGCGCUUUUGCGUAAUGUUAUCGAGGCUCAUCCGAAGGGAUAUGUCUUCUCAUGUGGAGGCGGCAUUGUCGAGACCCCGGCUGCCCGCGAAGUCCUCAAGUCGUACGGUGCUAAUGGCGGUCUUGUGCUGCUGGUUCACCGAGAUACUGAUCAGGUUGUCAACUACCUGCUACAGGAUAAGACGAGACCAGCUUACACGGCCGAGAUCCGGGAGGUUUACGAGCGCAGGAAGCCCUGGUACAGGGAGUGCAGCAACAUGCUCUACUACAGCCCGCACACACAGGAUGCCACUACGUCUGAGAUCCCCGACGACUUUUCACAGUUUAUUUCGGUGAUUUCAGGAAAGUCUCGGACUCUUGAGACUGUCUCCAAGAAGAAACAUAGCUUCUUUGUUUCUUUGACGUUGCCUGAUCUCAGCGCUGCGGUGGACAUAUUACCUCGCGUCACUGCUGAUAGCGAUGCCGUGGAGCUGCGCGUGGAUCUGUUGCAAGAUGUGCAGCCCGAGGCCGUCAUGAAGCAGGUGUCGUUGCUCCGACAUGUGACUGGAAAGCCCAUCAUUUUCACAGUCCGAAGCGAGUCUCAGGGCGGAAAAUUCCCUGAUAACGACAAUGAGCUGCGCUUGGAGCUUUACCGUUUGGCUCUUCGCAUGGGCGUCGAGUACAUUGAUCUUGAGGUGACAUCGACGGAUGAGAUUAUGCAGGAGGUUAGAGAUAACCGAGGAAGCUCUGUCAUUAUCACGUCUCACCACGAUCCUGCUGGUGCUCUGUCAUGGAAGAAUGCGUCUUGGAUUGCGGCUUACAACAGGGCACUGCAGUAUGGUGAUGUGAUUAAGCUGGUUGGCACUGCCCGAAGCGUCGACGACAACUUUGACUUGAUCCGAUUCAAGUCCAGGAUGCUGGCGGCUCAGCCAACGCCCAUUAUUGCCCUCAACAUGGGCUCUGCGGGCAAGCUCAGCCGUGUGCUGAACGGCUUCCUCACUCCCGUUUCGCACCCUGCUCUUCCCUUCAAGGCUGCCCCCGGACAGCUGUCCGCCGCUGAGAUCCGACAGGGCCUGUCUCUGCUGGGAGAGAUUGAGCCGCGCAACUUUUACUUGUUUGGCAAGCCGAUUUCCAAGUCACGAUCGCCGGCGCUGCACAAUACUCUCUUUGGCCAGACUGGCCUGCCGCAUCAUUACCAGCGUUUGGAGACGGACAAGGUUGAGGAUGUUGUGGAGGUGCUACGCGCUGCGGACUUUGGCGGUGCGUCGGUUACGAUUCCGCUGAAGCAGGACAUCAUGGCUCAUUUGGAUGAGUUGACGGAUGCGGCCAAGAUUAUUGGUGCUGUCAACACUGUUGUUCCUGUGGCUGAUGAGUCGUUGGGUCGCCAGCGGUUGAUUGGUGACAACACUGACUGGAAGGGCAUGGUUCACGUGCUUCGCAAGGCUGGUGUUCAAACGCAGGCUGGUGAUGCCAGUGCUGCUGUCAUUGGCACUGGAGGAACUAGCCGAGCUGCCAUCUUUGCUUUGAACUCUUUGGGCUUCAAGCCCAUCUACGUUGUGGGUAGAGACGCCCAAAAGGUUCAGGCUCUUGCGUCCAAUUUCCCGGCUGAGUACGACAUCCAGAGUGUGGGCAGCGCUGCUGAUGCCGAGAAGCUUGCGAGCAAGCCUGUUGUGAGCAUUAGCACUGUUCCUGCGGAUAGGCCUAUUGAUGGCGGCGUUGGGGAGAUUCUCGGCGCUUUGUUGAAGCCUGCUGCUUCUGCUUCUGCAGGGGAGCAGAGCAAGGUUUUGCUGGAGAUGGCGUAUCAUCCGCCGCAGACGCCGGUGAUUCAGAUUGCGGAGAAGGUUGGUGGGUGGACGACGAUUCUGGGGUUGGAGGUUCUUGCUGCGCAGGGAUGGUACCAGUUUGAGACUUGGAAUGGUAUCAAGCCGCUGUUUAGUGAUGCUUUGGAUGCUGUUGUCGGAAAGGAGUAG
Molecule: messenger RNA, 8514 nt
Organism: Trichoderma gamsii
Lineage: Eukaryota; Fungi; Ascomycota; Sordariomycetes; Hypocreales; Hypocreaceae
Product: pentafunctional AROM polypeptide
Exons: 8
Coding region: 1-8514 (2837 amino acids)
Biological process (GO): aromatic amino acid biosynthetic process; chorismate biosynthetic process; tRNA wobble uridine modification
Cellular component (GO): cytoplasm
Molecular function (GO): 3-dehydroquinate synthase activity; shikimate 3-dehydrogenase (NADP+) activity; 3-phosphoshikimate 1-carboxyvinyltransferase activity
Source: RefSeq, a predicted model, not a curated record